AUGCCUCCUCGGCGGUCGCGCGCAGCCGCCGCUGCCUCAACUCCCAUCAGUGCGCCCGACGCCACAGUCCUUCAUCUUUUCACCCAACUGACCGUGCCCCCAGGAACGCCCACGCCCGCUGUCGCCGAGUCGGAUCCAGACGCACAGGAGUCGCAGGACGAGACCCCCGCCGAGCAGGACGCGGAUGAUGAUGUUGCCACGCCCGCGCAGGACCUCGAUGACGAGGUCGAGGCUGAGGCUGAGGCCGAGCCCGAUCCUCCCUCAGAACGCUCAUCGCCCGUGGUCCAGCAGUUUCCGCGCAAACGCCGCCUGGGACGCCCGCCGAAGAACCGCCCGCCAGACUGGGACAAUGCUGACUCCAACAAUGACAACGACUCGCAAAGAGGCACUCCGGCCAAACGCCGCCGCGGCCGCCCAUCCACAGGCGGCUUCAGAGGACGACCCAGAGGAGGCCCGUCUCAUGUGACGCGUGUCCCCAUUGACAAAGAGGGGAAUCUCAUGGACGUUGUUGACGAUGAGGUUGCACUGCCCGAGGAUCCUGAGGGAGAGCAGAAGGUCGACAAGAUGGGCAACUUGAAGGGUGGCAGAGACUACCGCGUGCGCGUCUUCACCAUCACUGGUCGCGGGGACAAACUAUACAUGCUGUCCACUGAGCCGGCGAGAUGCUGCGGCUUCAGGGACAGUUAUCUGUUUUUCACCAAGCAUAUGCAGCUGUACAAGAUCAUCGUCAACGAGGAUGAGAAGCGCGACCUGAUCGACCGCGAGAUCAUCCCGCACUCGUACAAAGGCCGUGCAAUCGGUGUGGUCACUGCCCGCUCGGUGUUCAGAGAGUUUGGAGCACGAAUCAUCAUUGGCGGAAGGCGAGUCAUAGAUGACUACUAUGUGAAGGCAGCGCGGGAGAAAGGCCAUAUUGAGGGUGAAGUCGCGGAUCCCAACGACAGACUGCCCCCUCCUGGCGAACCGUACAACAAAAAUCAGUAUGUCGCCUGGCAUGGUGCUAGUGCGGUCUACCAUACGGGCGGCCCAAGCGUCCCGAUGCCCAAUGGCAAAGUCGUCCCAGGAAAGCGAAGGAUCAAUAUCACGUCUGCCAACUGGCAGUUUGAACACGCACGGGCUGCGAGCCGCUUCAAUUCGGCCCUUGUGGCUGCUCGGCGCACUAACGUCGAGGGCGUAUACGACCCACAUACGAACCAGCUGCACUACCCAAAGAUUAUGCAGCCAACUCACGCCCGCUGGGAAGAGCUUGAGGUCGCAGGUGGCGAAGACGACACAUCACUUACGCAGCCACCACUUGUGAAUGGUACUUCAGGUCUCACCAAUGGCACUUACACCAACGGUGCCACUAACGGGACUGUGAUUGCGAAACGGUCCGGCAAGACUGCUUUCGAGCCGGUCCCUGGCGUCAUUGCACGCAAUUUCCUCAUUGUCGACACCUAUUUCGAGUCUGCACCAAUCACUGGAGCUGGCGUGCCGGGUCCCGACGGUGACUUUUACGACGUAGGCGUGAACGGACUUCCAAAUGUCAACGAUGAGAUUCUUGCAGAGUUGCCUCCCGAAUGCCGGAAGGCACUGGAUGAAGCGAAAGAGAAGGAGCAAGAAUGGAAGAGUAGGUGGCACGGCGAGACUGCCGAUGGCUGCAGGAAAGAACUCAAGAUUGGCUUCACUGGCGUGCCGGUCUGA
Molecule: messenger RNA, 1680 nt
Organism: Diplodia corticola
Lineage: Eukaryota; Fungi; Ascomycota; Dothideomycetes; Botryosphaeriales; Botryosphaeriaceae
Product: nuclear localization protein npl6
Exons: 2
Coding region: 1-1680 (559 amino acids)
Cellular component (GO): nucleus
Molecular function (GO): chromatin DNA binding
Source: RefSeq, a predicted model, not a curated record